GCGUUGACGUCGGUUGCCCGACAAGGAUUUCCCAGUUUCCUUUAAGCCGCUCUUGCGUGAUUGUCUUGUCUUCGUCGCGCGUCGUGCGUCCUAUACCGAUUAUUAGUUUCCUCCUCUUCCCCCCUCCCCAGGUUUUCGAGCGCGCACGGGAUCCGUUGAUACGGUGUUGAGAGAAGCCGCACAGGUAUACACAUCAGCAAACCCUCGUGUCGUCUUUGUUGCCCGUCAUCGUCGCUCUCGUCGCAGCGCCCCGAGUGCUCCGAUUCAAAUACGACAUAUCGGCCGUGAGGUGCAGUCAAGGAUGGCGUUCAACGGAGAUGGUCCGCACUCGAAGCGACAACGGCUCGAGGAAUCUGGACACAGGAAUCACGAGUAUGGCGGAUACGGAGAUGAGCCACGUCGCAAAAGAGAAGACAAUAACAAACCGAAUCACGUCCUUCUAUUCACAAUCAUCAAUCCAGUUUAUCCUAUUACUGUGGAAGUGUUACACACGAUCAGCGCGCCCAGCGGACAGGUCCAGCGUAUCGUGAUCUUCAAGAAAAACGGCGUGCAAGCCAUGGUCGAGUUCGAUUCGAUAGAAUCAGCAACCAGAGCAAAGGAGACGCUACAUGGAGCGGAUAUAUAUUCUGGAUGCUGCACACUGAAAAUCGACUAUGCAAAACCUACAAAGCUCAACGUCUACAAGAACGAUUCCGAGAGUUGGGACUACACGACACCGUCGUUGGGUUCCACGCCACAGGUCACUUUCCCGCCGGGCGCCGGUCACGAUCGUUAUGAGGAGAACUUCAACGGGCCGGCGACGUACGCGGAGCCGUAUGUCGAACGUUACGGCAUCAAGAGCGACUUCAGCGGACGAGAACCUCUACAUCCCACACCACCACGGCCGGGUUACGUGCCCACCCUGGGUCAAACACCGCCUAGCAGCACGCAGGGCUCGGUCAUGAUGGUGUACGGUUUGCAGCCAGACAAAGUCAAUACGGACAAGCUCUUCAACCUGUUCUGCCUAUAUGGCAACGUGACGAAGGUUAAAUUCUUGAAGACGAAGGAAGGAUGCGCUAUGAUCCAGAUGGGCGACAGUAUAGCCGUGGAACGAUGUUUACAAAAUUUGAACAACGUCACGAUCGGAACGGACGGCAGGUUGCAGCUCGGUUUUUCGAAGCAAGCCUUUCUUUCGGACGUCACCAACCCUUACGUCCUACCCGACAAGACUGCGAGCUUUAAGGACUUCACGGGAAGCAAGAAUAACAGAUUUUUGAAUCCCGCAAUGGCCAAUAAGAACAGGAUACAACCACCGUCAAAGAUAGUCCAUUUCUUCAACACCCCGCCUGAUCUGACCGAGGAGACAGUGAAUCGUGUGUUUGUAGAGCGCGGCAUCGAAGCGCCCACGACGGUUAAGCUGUUUCCACUUAAAUCCGAACGAUCGUCGUCCGGCCUGAUCGAGUUUAGCAGCGUCGGUGUCGCGGUGGCCGCUAUCAUGGAGUGCAAUCACACAGCACUCGAAAACAGCAAUGGCAAAUUUCCCUAUAUCAUGAAGCUAUGUUUCUCGUCAUCGCGCACCAUACCCACGAGCUUCCCGCCCAGCAGCGGCAGCGCGUCGAGCAAUUCCGCCGGUAAUGGCCACGUCAAAAUGCAGCAGGACUCGGAAUAGAACGGCGAGGUACAGGGCCAGCAGCGUCAGCGUCAG
Molecule: messenger RNA, 1684 nt
Organism: Pseudomyrmex gracilis
Lineage: Eukaryota; Metazoa; Arthropoda; Insecta; Hymenoptera; Formicidae
Gene: sm
Product: heterogeneous nuclear ribonucleoprotein L
Exons: 10
Coding region: 302-1648 (448 amino acids)
Biological process (GO): mRNA processing; regulation of RNA splicing
Cellular component (GO): nucleus
Molecular function (GO): mRNA binding
Source: RefSeq, a predicted model, not a curated record